GCAUGUGUGAGGGUGUGUGUGUGUAUGUGUGUGAUUAGACUCGGUGAACCUGUGCGACGGUGUCUCUACUGGGGAGCAGUGACUCGCCUCAGCGCCUCCUCUGUGCCGGCGCUGUGUUGUCAUGCUCGAAGCCUGAUGCGCUCAGAGGACACGGGGAGACAGCGAGAGGGGCGUGAUGGCCGGACGCGCCCUGACUCGGUCAUGCAUCUCCAGAUAUCCGCCCGGGCUUCUGCUGGCUUCUCCUCCUGAUCCCCUUCAGCCCUCAUCAAUGUCCUUCCUGUGCGUCUCCGUGAGGCUGCCUACCCUCCCGCCGCCCGCUCUCUGAACGGAUGCUGCUGUCAACACAUGUGUGGCUUGCAGUGAGAGCCCAUGAUCUGGACUGGACUACAUACAACUCUGGGUGAACAGUGCCAUGCUGCUUUAGGGUGACACUGAUGCAUUUUUAAAGACUUCACCUUUACAGCUGCUGUUGAUCAAAUUCUUGAUGACGUAUGAUGCGGGGCAGCUGUUAUUCUGAAUUGAAUCUUGAUUUUUUUUGUGUGCUCUGAGUGAAGAGGAUGGACUGAGCAACAUAUAACAUGGGGGUUGUUGCAAAUAAAAAUAAGGUCAAGUAAAUAAUUACCAUCCGGAAUGAGGCACAAUAAUGAAGAUUUAUUAGCCACAGUAGCUGCAUACAUAUGCAGCGGGUAGAUUUUAAUUGGCUGUUUUCUAGGAACAAAAGAGCUGUUGGACUGCACUGACAGUGUGUUAAAGGUUGUCAGGAAGAAGAGUGGAUUUAUUUUUCCCAGAGAAUUGAAAAUUAAAGUCAGAGAAGAAAUCCGUGACUGAAAUUAAAAUCCGAAACAAAGAAAUAGGGAUUUGGGGGAUGGAUGAAACCGACGGCCGCUCUGCUGUUGAAUCUUCCAAGGAGAAACUUAAUCUUCCUCCAUGUAAGUUUUCUGUCACGGUCGUGUUGUCAGAUUCUCUCGCAUCCCAACACGCUGACGAACUGUCAGUCUUCCAUGUCGCUCUGUCUGGUUUCAUUCAUCUACUGUGUGUCCACUGAAGCUUGACCACAUGAGCGGAGGCGGCGCCCUGCAGCAACGCACCACCUACCUCAUCUCCCUCACCCUGGUCAAAGUAGAGGCUGUGGAGGAGAAUGGAGGGGAGGCCAAGAACAGCACCCAGGGGAAGGAGGUGGAGGCCGGGCCUGGAGGAAAGGCCGGAGAGGAGGCCCGACAGAGAGCCGAGCCUGGAGGUGAAGCUCCUGCAAGGGCGGAGAACGGAGCUGGACAGCCGCAAAGAGCCGAGGAUGCUGCUGUUGUGAAAGCGGCCAAGUUGAGUGAUGAAGUCAAAGAUGGAGAGAGAAAACCCGUCAGCCCUCUGAAGGAUAAACUGCCCUCUGAUGUCCAGAGCAAAGGCAGCGAGAAGCCGCCAUGCAACCUCUCCAUCCCCUCAUCUGCCGAGAGAGUGAAGACUGCAGAGAUCGACCUCACACGAGUCGAGAAGACGCCGUCCACCCCAGAGGCCAAGCAGUGCAGGUCCCCAUCACUGACCACAACCCCUCCAACAGAGGCGGUGGAGCCCAGCCGCACCCCGACCAGGACCAGCCUGCCGAUCCGUCCGGUGGGACAGCGGCCCGUGAGCCUGCUGAAGUCUCACAGCAGUGUGGCCACCCGAGGUCGCGAGUCCAGGGACGGUAGAGAGCGCAGCCCGACCUCAGCACAGAGCCUGGACCGGAAGGACUGCCGCAUGCCGACGCGCUCGCCGGGCCCUUGCAGGGCCUCAUGGGCCGAGGCCAGCAGGCCCGAAGGAUGGAGGGACCUGCGGGAUGAAGCACAAGCUGGAAUACCUCUGGACAUCGGAGGUGGCAUGGCUGCAGUGAUGAGAGACAUGCCCAGAAAGGAGAGACUAAAGACUGGCUCGGCCUCGCUGCCUGCGCCUCAAAACCAAGGCCACAAACCGGCACGCAAAGGUAAAAGCCGCACGCUGGAUAACAGCGACCUGAACAGCCUCUCUGAAGACCUGGGGCUGGCCAGGGAGGCCCAGCAGGCCCAGCAGGGCCAACGGGGCUCCGCUAAAGACAGGAAGAUGCUCAAGUUCAUCAGUGGGAUUUUCACAAAGAGCAGCUCAGGGGCGGCGGGGUCGUCGUCCACGGCGCCGCCGGUCUACAUCCAGAGAGACUCCAGCGAGGAGGAAGUAAAUAUUGCCAACAGCCAGGAGUGGACCCUGAGCAGAUCCAUCCCAGAGCUCAGACUGGGCAUUCUGGGAAGUCUAAAAAGUGGCAAGUCAGCGCUGGUGAACAAAUACAUCACAGGCAGUUAUGUUGCUCUGGAGAAGCCCGACGGUGGCCGUUAUAAAAAGGAAGUGCUGGUGGACGGACAGAGUCACUUAUUACUGAUCCGGGAGGAAGCUGGACCACCUGAUGCACAGUUCAGCAGCUGGGUGGACGCAGUGAUCCUGGUCUUCAGUCUGGAGAACGAGGGGAGCUUCCAGGAGCUCUACCAGCUCUACAGCCAGCUGAGCGCUCACCGCCACGACAUCCCCGUCAUCGUGGUCGGCACCCAAGAUAAAAUCAGCAGCACCAACCCUCGUGUGAUCGAGGAUCAGAGAGCCAGACAGCUCUGCAUCGACGUGCGUCACUCGCUGUUUUACGAGACCUGCGCGACCUACGGCUUCAACGUCGACCGAGUGUUUUCAGAAGCUGCUCAGAAGAUUGUAGCUCAGAAGAAGCAGGCGGCGCUGCAGGCCUGUAAGUCUCUCCCAAACUCUCCCAGUCACUCCGGAGGCUCCACACCUGGAUCUGCCUCGUUCCCCGGACAGGCCAGUAAUGGCUCGAGUUGCGGCUACGCCUACUCCCUCCCCUCCACGCCAGUGAUCGGCCACAGAGAGCUGCGGGUGGCUCAGGGCGAGGGGGGCGGGAGCGUCAACUCCCGAGCUCUGAAGGGCAUCCCCCGACGGCCCUCCCUCUUCAAGAACCGGGACCCAGAUAAGAAGUCGGGUGACGGUAAAGGAGACCUGAGCGGGGCGCGGGGCGUUCCCAUCAAACAGAGCAUCCUGUGGAAGAGAAGCGGCAGCUCUCUGAAUAAGGAGUGGAAGAAGAAAUACGUUACCCUGUCCAACAAUGGCACGCUGUCCUACCACUCCAGUUCCAGUGAUUACACGCAGAACAUCCACGGAAAGGAAAUCGACCUGCUGCGUGUGACGGUUAAAGUUCCCGGGAAACGUCCUCCAAGAGCCGUGGCUCCUGCGGGGCCCUCGCCUGUCCCCCCAGGCUCUGCACCGGGAGUCAACGGGCUGAGUAAAGAGCCGACUACUGCUGAAAGCACCAGUACAGUUCCUCAGUUGUGUCCCGCCACUUUGUCUGUGGUUGACGAUCGCUCCGGUGGUCUGACGCCUCAAGGAGGAGACAGAGGGCUUCAGCGCUGCCCCUCCUCACUGUCCACCAAAGCACAAAGUGUCGACGCCCUUGAAGGAGCGGCCAGUCCCUUCGCUGGGAAAGACCCCGGCCAGUCGUCUCCCAUGAGCGACAGGAAGAAGAACAGGAGGAAGAAGAGCAUGAAUCAGAAAGGAGAUGCAGCUGUAGGGCAGGCUGAAGCCAAACGCAAAAUGUGGAAAUUAAAGAGCUUUGGUAGCUUGAGAAACAUUAAUAAGACAGAGGAAGAGAACGCGGACUUCAUCAUCGUGUCGUUCACCGGGCAGACGUGGCACUUUGAGGCUCAGAGCCUGGAGGACCGGGACUCGUGGGUGUCGGCGAUAGAGAGUCAGAUCCUGGCCAGUCUGCAGUCCUGUGAGAGCGGCAGAAACAAGGCCCGGAGGAGCAGCCAGAGCGAGGCUGUAGCGCUGCAGGCCAUCCGUAACGCCAAGGGCAACGGUCUGUGUGUCGACUGCGAAGCACCAAAUCCCACCUGGGCCAGUCUCAACCUGGGCGCGCUGAUCUGCAUCGAGUGCUCGGGGAUCCAUCGAAACCUGGGGACUCACCUGUCUCGAGUCCGCUCGCUGGACCUGGACGACUGGCCCGGAGAGCUCACACAGGUCCUGGCUGCCAUCGGAAACCACAUGGCCAACAGCAUCUGGGAGAGCUUCACCCAGGGCCGCACCAAACCCACACCCAACGCCACACGCGAGGAGAGAGAGUCGUGGAUUCGUGCAAAGUACGAGCAGCGAGCGUUCGUGCCGCCUCUCCAGCCGGCCCCGGGGCCCCAGCCUCCGGACGACGGCAUGCCGACGUGGCUGCUGUCUGCGGUGACUGACAGAGAUCUGCCCAAACUGCUGCUCCUGCUGGCCCACAGCACCAAGGAGCAGAUCAACGCUCCGCCGGCCGGGCCGACCACGGUGCCGCGCUCCGCCCUGCACGCUGCCUGUCAGCUGGGAGACGUCGUCAUGACACAGCUGCUCGUCUGGUAUGGAAUCGACGUGAAGGCGAAGGAUAACCAGGGCCAGACAGCGAUGAGGAUGGCCAGAAAAACCGGAAGCAAAGGCUGCAUUGAUAUUCUGCUGCAGCACGGCUGUCCCAACGAGACGUCCCCCACCACUGCCACGCCCGUCCUCUCCCGCCGCUCCAGCACCGCCAGCCUGGGCCGUACCAGCUCCAGGAAACGUGUGUCGUAGCGCAAACCACCACGGAGGAGCUGGGGGAGGAACUGGAGGAUUUAUUGUUUAAAAAAAAACAUUAAAAAAAAAUACUUUGGAGAACUAUCAGAACAGGACUAUAUCGUAGUACAAAAUAGUUCCUGAAGACUGAACAACAUAUCAAACACCUUAAAAGCAAUAUUCAUUCGAUUUGUUGAUGGCAGAUAUGUUGCUGAAAUACUGUGUUGUUGUUGACCUCAUUUCAACUCAAGCAGAACUUUGUAGCUGUACUUUUAGAGCAGACAAACUGCUUCCUGUUUCACUUCCUCCAGAAGAAGUGCAAUAAUCAGACUGUGACGACGAAAAAGCAACAAGUCACAGAGAGUCGGACGACAUCAAGGGGGUGCUGCUUUUAUUCAGAUUUGUCGUGACUGGACCAAAACAGCUCCUAUUUUCUUUGGCUUUACGAAUAAAAACCUACAGUCUGUCAUGUUGUUAGUUAUGUGUGCCUGUCGCAGCAGUACGGAGGCCGGCUCGGCCCAUAAAAACUGUUCUUCAGUGACGAAUCAGCUGAAAUAACUCUGCUUAGACUAGAAAAAUGAAUGGUUUGGAAAAUGAAAUAUGUCAGUGUUACUCUCACAGGUCAAAGAUGUUUGAAGGCGUUUUAAUAUACUGUAAAUGUACCUAUACUACAUACUUAAUGUUAAACUCUGUAACGAAGACACAACUGAAAAAUCAAAGACUCAAUUUUGUAAAUGAUUUCUACUGGUAGUUUUGAAACUAUGUCAAGUUUGUUUUUUCAUCGUCUCCUAUGAUUUCAUAUUCUCCUACAUGUCAUUAAAAAGCAUAAAAAGCAGUAAAAUGCUUUUACAUGAUGUGAACGUGUGGAUAUUAGUUGGAGGUUUUAUUUGGGGACGACUACAGAGAGACAUUGUUCACGUCCAUGUCCCUGUCGUGUCGGUCUGUCCCACCAGUUUACAGUGGCAUAUGAAGAGUUGCAGGUGUCGCUGUUAUUUCUGACACUUUGUGGGUCGUGUGAAUCUCUCAUGGGCAAAAAGAAAUGGUUACCGGACAAAAUAAAAUAAACUUUUUUUAAUUAGCAUUAUCAUGA
Molecule: messenger RNA, 5662 nt
Organism: Centropristis striata (black sea bass)
Lineage: Eukaryota; Metazoa; Chordata; Actinopteri; Perciformes; Serranidae
Gene: agap2
Product: ArfGAP with GTPase domain, ankyrin repeat and PH domain 2
Exons: 19
Coding region: 1057-4590 (1177 amino acids)
Cellular component (GO): nucleus
Molecular function (GO): GTP binding; GTPase activator activity; GTPase activity
Source: RefSeq, a predicted model, not a curated record